Messenger RNA from Plasmodium inui San Antonio 1, 1209 nucleotides. RefSeq lists its product as hypothetical. The record is from RefSeq and is a predicted model, not a curated record. NCBI's taxonomy places the organism in Eukaryota, Apicomplexa, Aconoidasida, Haemosporida, Plasmodiidae. The transcript has a single exon. The coding region runs from base 1 to 1209 and encodes 402 amino acids.
AUGCAAACUGUUCUGAGGAAGGGAAGCAUCACACAUCUUUGUAACAAAAUAAGAUGUGCAAAUCAUGUGCAAUGGUAUGAUGGGAGAAGGCGAAUAAGUAGUGCCACAGUGAGCAGUGGGAAAAGGAGUCCACUUAGUAGCCGCCUCAUCAGCUCAUUCGAGACAAAAAUACCCGGAAGCCAAGUAGAACUCGUAGUCGACGGAAUAGCACUCACCAUUUAUGAUAAUACAAAUAUAUUCAAGGAAGAAACCAGUAGCACCCCGAUAGUGUUAAUUCACGGGUGCUAUGGAAGCAAAAAUAACUUUCGCGUUUUUAGCAAGAGCUUAAGGAGCAGUAAAAUUGUAACCAUCGACUUACGGAAUCAUGGAAACUCAAAACAUACAGAUAGUAUGAAAUAUGAAGAAAUGGAAGCUGACAUAAAAAAAGUUUUGGAUGAGCUUCACAUCAGGAAGUGCUGCCUAGUUGGUUUUAGUUUAGGUGGGAAGGUGUCUAUGUACUGUGCGCUAAAAAACGAGUCUCUUUUUUCGCACCUGGUGGUGAUGGACAUCCUUCCUUUUGAUUAUAAUGAGAACAAAUGGCAUGUGAAGCUUCCAUACAAUAUUAGCUAUAUGACGAAGAUUCUCUUUGACAUUAAGACCAAGAUGCGCCCGAGGAGCAAGGCCGAGUUUGUGGCCCAUCUGCGAACACAGAUCCCGGACCUAUCCAGCUCCUUCGAGCAGUUCAUCUGCACGUCUCUCAGGGAACAAGGGGCAAAAGUGGGGAAAACAGAAAAAGAGACGGACGCAGCGGAAGUGGCGGGGAAUGCAGCUAGAGUGGUGGAUAAGGCGAUGGAUGGAACAGACUUCGUCGGUGCUUCGAACGUGGGGGCUUCGAACAUGAAUGCUUCAGACUCGAUUGGCUAUUCGAAGGGCCCGCCUACCGAGCAGCAAAACCUCGUUUGGAAAAUUAACGUGGACACCAUAUACAGAGAACUCCCCCAUAUUCUCAGCUUCCCACUAAACCACCGAGAGUGCAAGUAUCACAACCCCUGCAGUUUCAUCAUUGGCACGAAGUCAGAUUUGGUGUAUACCAUGCCGCAAUACCAAUCCAUUAUACAGAAUUACUUUCCCUCCAGCCAAAAUUUUAUUUUGCCUGAUGCGACUCAUACUGUUUAUAUUGACAAUGCAAAGGAGUGUGCUGAUAUUGUUAAUAGGACAUUGCGCUUGUAA